GUUUUUUUUUCCACAAGUCUCCACUGAAACCUUCCCACCAAAAUGCAAAUCUGGCACAUGGAACCAUUCCCAUGCGGAGAUCGUCGUCUCCCACACCACGUCUUCCCACCAAAGAAGAUCACUACAACACAGCUGGGGCAACUCGCUGGAGUUCAAUAUUAUAAGGUGGACCUUGAUGACACCGCUUCGAUGAAGAAACGCCUUUCUGCAGUGAAAACCGAGAAGAAUGUAACAUUCACUGAUAUGUUCACUGUCAGUGAGACAAUGCUCGAGUUCGAUGAUAAGAUGGAACAAUUCUACGAGCCACAAGUACAAAAAGAGGAUGUGAUCAGUUUGGUCGUCGAGGGAACAUGCUAUUAUGACGUCGAGCCGGAGGAUGACUCAUGGAUUCGUGUGCAGGUCGAGAAGGGAGACUUGAUUGUGAUUCCAAAGGGAUUGUCUCAUCGAUUCACUACUACUCCACAGAACUUUGUCAAAAUUCAACGCUUCUUCUCUCGUAAGGUUGAAGGAAAUCAAGGAUAAGUACUUGAACCCCGUCCACAACAACUAAACUUCUACAUCAGACAAUCGUUCCACUCAAUUGAGACGACAAUACACUUUUCUUUGUCAAUUCUUUUUGUGUUUUGUACUCCUUUUUCUAAAUACCAUCCACGCAGUUCAUUCAAUUCACACAACGUAUUUCAGUAAUAAUCACUCAAGUUUUCGCAUUUAAUAUUGCUUUUUUAUUGUUUAUUUUGGCUUUUCUUUGAAUAAAAAUGUAUAAAAUAUG
Caenorhabditis elegans is the source of this 769-nucleotide messenger RNA. RefSeq names its product putative inactive acireductone dioxygenase 1 (gene T01D1.4). Gene Ontology annotation, cellular component: cytoplasm; nucleus. Gene Ontology annotation, molecular function: acireductone dioxygenase [iron(II)-requiring] activity; acireductone dioxygenase (Ni2+-requiring) activity; oxidoreductase activity. The transcript has 3 exons. Lineage: Eukaryota; Metazoa; Nematoda; Chromadorea; Rhabditida; Rhabditidae. The record is from RefSeq and is marked reviewed. Gene Ontology annotation, biological process: L-methionine cycle. Bases 43 to 522 code for a protein of 159 amino acids.